Drosophila guanche is the source of this 4133-nucleotide messenger RNA. Its product is annotated as RNA polymerase II-associated protein 1. NCBI's taxonomy places the organism in Eukaryota, Metazoa, Arthropoda, Insecta, Diptera, Drosophilidae. The record is from RefSeq and is a predicted model, not a curated record. The coding region runs from base 44 to 3667 and encodes 1207 amino acids. The transcript is spliced from 12 exons. Gene Ontology annotation, cellular component: nucleus. Gene Ontology annotation, biological process: transcription by RNA polymerase II.
GCCCUGGGUGCUGGGUUUGUUUUGAAUUUUGUUUGCUAAAAAGAUGUUUAAAAAACUGAAACCCGGUGAAAGCGAAGAGGAUGUGCUCCGCAUGGCCGCCGACUUCAAAGCGGAGCGACAGAAGAAUCCAAACUUUCAGCCAGCAGCGGCGUUUGUGCGUAUGGAAAAGACGCCGAAGAAGUCCGUGUUUGCACAGAAGCGGGAGCAGGCCAAGCUGGGUCGCGUAUCCUCCAAGAACGAGCCAGGACCCCAAGAGCCGGUAUUAAGCGUCAAGCAGGUAAACGAAAAUGCAAGGAGGAGCGAGGCAGCGCCCACGAACAAGGUUCUGCUGGAUGAAAUCCAUGAAAACAUGCUGGGCGAUGUGAGUGGCAGCAAAGUGAAUCCAAGUCUAAUAAACGCCGUGCUGGGCGAGAUUGUGGAGAGAGCAGAAGGUGCGCAGCGUGCCCCAAUCUCACAUUCCCAGGCCUCACAGCCAGCCACCAAUAGGCCGCGUAGCAUUUUCGCCCAACAGCUUGCUGCAGCAGGAGCAAGAACAGUCCAGGAACCGCAGCACUCACAGCAGAAACUACAUUCCAAGGAGCCAAACGGACGCAGUGCCAUUGUGCGAGAUGCGAAACUGGCAAAGGAGUUGCACGAGGAAAACUUGGCGCUGCUCAAUCAAAUGAGCCAAGAGGAUAUAUUGGCAGAGCGUCAGAGAUUGCAGGCUACGUUAAAUCCUGCACUGCUGGCAAUGCUGUCCAAAAGUCGUGCAGGCAGUGGACCUGCAGCUAAGAGUGAGACAUUGCCAAAGCCCAACGAACCCACAGAACAGCCUCAAGCGUCCAUCUCCGCUUUGGUUGAUUCCAAUCCUGCCCACGCGCUACUGCAACAAAGUGGCGAGAACAAAUGGCUUAACUUCAAUCUUGUGGAGGAGCACAAGCUCGCGUGGAUGCGCGAUAUACCAGCCAAGAUGAGCGAACUGAAGCCGGGCCAACAGUUCGAUGCGCGCUUUGACUGGAAGGGUGUGCUGCUGCCGCACACGCUCAAGCAGCCAGCGCAGGAGCAGGCAACAUCCGUGGACGAACGAGAGUUGUAUUUGCAUGGGGAGGAAGCUGAACGGCCGGGCUACACGCUGCAGGAGUUGUUUCGAUUGGCGCGCUCCACUGUGCUGCAGCAGAGAAUCUCGGCAUUUGGUGCCAUUGCUGGUAUCUUUAGCAUCUACAAUCAGGGCUUCUAUGACCAAGUGCUCAGCCUGCCGAUCUCCAAAAUAUUCUUCCUGCUGCGCUUUGGCCUGGAUGAGAAUGUGCCCGCACAGCUGGAGGUGGUUAGCCGCGCUCUGGCCUGCCUGUUCUACAACGAAACGGAUGAGGUGCUGCUGGACUACAUCCACGACAAUGCCUACUGCCACUGGCAGCCAACGCUGCAGGUCGUGAGCAGCUACAGCGACUCGGAAUCGGACUCCGAUCCCACAUCCAUUGCCUUUCUGCAGCGCUACAUGAAGCUGCUGUCGAGCAGUCCGGCCGUGCGUGCCGAUGUCGCCGAGGAUGAGACGGAGAGCCGCAUGUCCAUGGAUGACUUUCAGCUGGCCGAGACAGAUCUAAUGGCUUGCUUGCUGCGCACGAACAUACUGCAGCGCAUCACGUUUAUCCUCAACUCAGUACGUCCGGACAACAGCAGCGUGGACUCCUGCCUGAAGCUGCUCAUACGCAUCGCUCGCACCAGCAUCCAGGUCGCGCGGCAGCUGGCAAACGAAAGCCAUCUCUUGGUUGUUAUUUUGAGCAACUUUCUGCCCGCUGGGUCGUCGUCGAGUGGCGCCUUCUACGGCCAGCCGCAGCCGCUCUGCCUGAAGCUCAUUCGCGUGCUGGUCUGCCAGCAUCUGGACAUAGCCAAGAGCCUGGCCAAGGGCGUGUUGUUGGAGAGACUGAAGCAGUGUCUAUUUCAGCGCGACAGUGUUGGGGGCAAAAUGGUACGCGUUCAGGUGGAGUCACUGCGCAUCCUGCGCUGUGUGCUGCUGCUGGGCAUUGUGAAUCGGGAUCUGUACAGACAGUUUCUGCCCGCCCUGCGCCAAAUGCUGGACUGGCACUGCAAUCACAGUGUUUUCGAUGGAGUGGGCGGCACAGUGCUGAUCCGACAGCACGCAGCCGCGCUGCUCGUUGCCAUUGUGGCCGCCGGCGAGAGUGGAGUGUGUGACGUUGAUGGGCAGAAGCUGCUGGCAGAGCCACUGCACAAUUGCUGCUGCAGCUGGCUGCACGCUGCCACGCGACUUGAGGCCAUUAAGGAUUUUAGCCAACUAACUCUACUGAGUGCCGCUUCGUAUGCCGUCUCGUGGUUCUCCCGUAAUGGUUACAUGGGCACGGCAGCCUUUCAGCCAUUUCUGCGCAGCAUUUUGCCGCAGUUUGUGCGCUCCCCGUGCUUCGUGGCAUGUGUGCGGGAUCUAAGCAAGGGCUCUGUUCUGCUGCGACGCCCCAUCGAUCGGCGCAAUGUUCAUCCCGCGCUGCCCAAUGUGGGCGCCGUAUUGAUGCAUGACUAUGGACCGCAGCUGAUUGUGAGCGACACGUAUCCGGCGCAUCUGUUGAGCAGCAUCUGGGCGCUGCGCGAUCUGUCGCUGGAGGCCAACGGGCAGCGGCCAUUGUUUGAGGCGCUUAUGCAACCCUCCGUGCUGGAGCCAGUGGCCGAGUAUUUAGUUCAGCUAAGCUCCGGGCUGAAUCGCAUUUUGGCCACCAAUUUCUUUGCACGCAGCGAGCUGAGAUUCGUGCAUCAGCUGCUGGCCACGGAUGGACUGGAGACGUACCUCGAGCGCACGCAGCUGCUGCAGCUGGUCUACAGCUAUCUCUGCUGCCUAUCCACAGCGCAUGCCACACAGAUCAAGAGCACAUUCGAGCGCUUUAUCUUCAAUGGGCAGUACGUGAAAUUGGAUGCCGCAAGCCUCAAGCUGCUGCAACAGACAUGCAUGGAAAUGAUUUACCCGCACGUGAUAGCUGACAACUGUGAGCCCUCGCUGUCGCUGUGCUACACGCAAGCACCCAUCCUGCCCGCUGACUGGCCCUUCUUUCAGCUGCGUCUUAUCCUCAGCAACUACUUGCAGAAUGUGCAACAGCAGCAGCCAGCGGCAAGCUACUCAGAACAUCAGGUGGUGCGCAUGACUCUGAUGUUUGUGCGUCAAUUGGAGCAGGAAGGCUUGCAAAUUGUUUCGCCGCUGGAGAAGCUUAUGUACCUGAUGAUUGCCUUUAUGGGUCCCGACUCACAGUUCCUGGAACCGGACUUGCAUCAGCUGCUGCACGACUACCUCGGUGAUUUCUACACACAGAACGCGGCCACUCAGUUUGAUUUUGAUGCGGAGCUCGUGGAUAAGGCCAGAUUUGAGCCACUCUACUAUCUGUUUGUGGAGCACUUUGCGGCUGCCAGCUAUGGCGAUGAGCUGUUCAGUUCGUUGGUGCUGCUGCCCCUGGCUCAGAAGUAUGACAACAAGUGGCGGCGGAGACUGUGGUCCGAGCAUGUGCAGGUUAUGCGGUUUCUCAACUGCAGCGAGGAUAUGCUAAUUGGUGGCCUGCCUGCGUAUCUGGACCCCGUGGAAGAGGAGCCUUCGCUGGUGCAGCUGUAUGGCGAUGCACUGGAGCGUAGUCUGGUGCGUCCAGGCAGCAUUGCUUAUCGCAUAGCCCAGCACCACUUCAACCACUCGAAGGUGUAGCGGAAGACCAAAUUGUUUUGAUUAUCUCAAAAUUAACUAGGCAUGUACUGGGCCACCCACCGAUAAAGUCGUGUCAUGCGGCAGCUCCAAAAUGUGACAAUAUUCUAUUUGAAGGCCAACUGAUUUGGGGCAACUAUCUGUGAAUUAUCUAACCGAAAUAGAACCUACCUCAGGGUGAAACUCUUGAGUCCGAAAUGCACGUGAUUUGCAGCAAUCGAAAGGCACAGAAAUAAAUGUAUGCGUAAGCCAUAAUAGUCCCCAGGAAUCGGUUGUAGUCCGUUGUGUAACCGAAUUCCUAGUUUAAUUGCAUGUCCGUAAUCUGCUUGUGGCAGGCAGGCCUGACUGAUGCAGAGCAUUUUGCUAUCGGCCUCAAUUAAUUAACAUCAUUUGACUUAUUGACACAUGGGCCAAGAGUUUGCUCUUGCCUCUGCCCUGCCUGCUGAUAAAAUAUAUGUAAUUAAAACGA